AAAGCGGUGACGCGUGAAGUCAAAACAUGGCUGAAGCGAUGUCUGACAGUGACAGUGAUGAAGACAUUGUGUCAAGUCAUACAAUUCCACCUCCCAAACGAAGACGCAUCAUCGACCCUUCUGCUAUCACAGCUGUUCCUGUUUACACAAAUAAGGUAAACAGCAGCCUACAGCUGAAGCCAGUUGCCUUCAAACAAAUAGACUGCACAGAAGGCAGUAAGGAAGAAGAAGCUAGACUGUGGUCUCCUUCUAGACCUAAGAACAAGCCAAUCAGCAUCACCUUGAGUGAUUCAGAGGAGGAGCAAGAUCAAAUUAAACCUCUAGAGGUGUGUCGAUCCCCCUCCCCACCUAUGACUCCCAGUACCCUAUCUGUUAGGAAAACUAGACGUGCAAAUAAAAAGAUAAGGGAAAUCAACAAGACACUGGAUGGAAUUGGCUUACUUGUAAGUCAGUUACCUGAAAGACCAGAAGAAAUUCCAAACACCAGUUCUUCCUUUCCAAUAAACGACUAUUAUGAUGAUGAUAUCAUUAUUGUGGCUACUGAUAAAAAACGGAAAAAACAUACAUCCGAACCUAAGCCCCAAGAGCAGGCUCGAGAAAUCUCACUGAAAUUUCGCUGGAGAACAGACAUCCACAAAAUUACAGUGCUUUCGACAGAUCCUUUGAGAAUUGCUGUGGAUAAGUUAGCUGUCAAACUUAAAGUCUCACCUUCUAAAAUACUGUUACUGAGAAAAGACACAGAACUUCCUUUGACGUCCACAACCACAGAGUUAGGUCUAGGCAUUGCUGACAUUAUAGACUGUGUUGUAAUGACAGAGGACAAAGAUGAUGUCAUCACUGUGCGACUGCAGGGAAAGAAGAAAUCAUCCACACAAGAAUAUUCUGUACAUAAGGAUGCUCCCCUGGGUUCUGUCCUGUCACAGUACAUGUCUGGUCUGUCUGCUGUUGCUAAGGGCAAGAUAAAAUUCCUUUUUGAUGGGUCAAAGGUGACACCUAAUCAGACUCCCUCACAGCUCGAUAUGGAGGAUGGUGAUGUCAUUGAGGUCUGGGCCUGAUUCUGUCAGUGCUAUUUUAUAUCCAUGUGACAUAUUUUUAGUUUCUUCCUGAAAAUUGAAAUAAGGAAAUUUAAUUAAAUGCAGUUACAAAAACAAAAAUGUAUGUGCUGUUAAAUGUUGUGUGAGAUAUUACUCGUAAUAAUACGUACAACAUGUUGUUUAUAAUGGUUGUGUUAAUUAGAAAAGCCUAUGCAAUGCCUGAUUCACAUCUUAAUAAAAUUUUGCUUAAACUCA
This is a messenger RNA of Trichomycterus rosablanca, 1289 nucleotides long. It is a transcript of the gene nfatc2ip, whose product is annotated as nuclear factor of activated T cells 2 interacting protein. The record is from RefSeq and is a predicted model, not a curated record. Bases 27 to 1055 code for a protein of 342 amino acids. Gene Ontology annotation, biological process: positive regulation of transcription by RNA polymerase II; cytokine production. Gene Ontology annotation, molecular function: protein binding. The transcript is spliced from 9 exons. Lineage: Eukaryota; Metazoa; Chordata; Actinopteri; Siluriformes; Trichomycteridae.